AUGUGGCGGCACGCCCUCAAAGACCCCUCAGCGGCCGGCGGCAUGGCAUCAGCCAGGCUGGGCCCGCUGCGCGGCGGCAGGGCUUGCCACGUCGGCGGCUCUGGGGUCCUGAUGGCCCGUCGGCGCAAUCUGAGGGUGGCGAGGGGUCGAUCGGCGGCGGGCGGGCCGGUGUGCUCGUUCGACAAGGUGCUGAUCGCGAACAGGGGGGAGAUCGCGGUGCGCGUGAUCCGCGCGUGCAAGGAGCUGGGGCUGAAGACGGUGGCGGUGUACUCCACGGCGGACAAGAACUCGCUGCACGUCAAGUUGGCGGAUGAAGCAGUGUGUGUGGGCGAGCCUGCCAGCGCCGUCUCUUAUUUGGAUAUCCCCUCGAUUCUCACAGCAGCUCUCACACGAGGAGCACAGGCUGUGCAUCCGGGCUAUGGCUUUCUUGCAGAGAAUGCCGAGUUUGUGGACAUGUGCACAGAACAGGGCUUGACUUUCAUCGGUCCCAAAUCUGACCAAAUUAGGUUGAUGGGCGACAAAGCAACAGCAAGGGACACCAUGAAGGCUGCAGGCGUGCCCACUGUUCCUGGCAGCGAUGGGCUGAUUGAAUCGAUAGCCGAGGCGGAGAAGAUUGCGGGGGAGAUCGGGUUUCCCCUCAUGGUGAAGGCAACAGCAGGUGGUGGUGGUCGUGGCAUGCGCUUUGUGGAGAAUGAAGAGGAUCUGGUGCCAAUGAUGAAGCAGGCACAAAGUGAGGCAGAGGCUGCCUUUGGCAAUGGGGCGGUUUAUAUCGAACGCUAUGUUCAAGACCCAAGGCAUAUCGAGUUCCAGGUGUUGGCAGACAUGCAUGGCAAUGUGGUGCACCUGUAUGAGCGCGACUGCAGCAUUCAGAGGAGGAACCAAAAGCUGCUGGAGGAGGCGCCCAGCCCUGCACUCACACCUGAGGUCCGGAAAGCCAUGGGCGACGCUGCCGUGAAUGCUGCAAAGUCCAUCAACUAUGUUGGCGUUGGGACAAUUGAGUUCCUGUGGGAACAGAAGGGUUUCUAUUUCAUGGAGAUGAACACGAGAAUCCAGGUGGAGCACCCCGUAACCGAGAUGAUCACUGGGGUGGACUUGAUCCAGGAACAGAUCAAAGCCGCCAUGGGUGAGAAACUCAAGCUGCGCCAGGAGGACAUCGAGCUCAAAGGCCAUGCUAUUGAGUGCCGCAUCAAUGCAGAGGACCCCUUUAAGAACUUCCGACCAGGGCCCGGAAGGGUGAAGGAGUAUCUGGCACCUGGUGGACCCCAUGUUCGGAUGGACAGCCACAUCUAUCCCUCCUACAUAGUACCGCCUCAUUAUGACUCGCUGCUGGGCAAGCUGAUCGUCUGGGCAGAGAACCGUGAGGAGGCGAUCACCCGGAUGAACCGGGCUUUGAGCGAGAUGGUGAUCGAGGGCGUGCCCACCACGACAGCAUACCACAAGCUCAUCAUGGACACAGAGGAUUUCAGGCAGGGGAAUGUGAACACAGGCUUCAUUCCCAGCCAUGCGGACGAGCUGUCCACCCCACCCGAUGACCAGUGGAAGCUCAAACUGGGCAACGGGAAGAAGAGCAAAAAGGACGAGACAGUGAGCAGGGUAUUGGGGCUGUCAGAUGCCUCCUGA
Ostreobium quekettii is the source of this 1620-nucleotide messenger RNA. NCBI's taxonomy places the organism in Eukaryota, Viridiplantae, Chlorophyta, Ulvophyceae, Bryopsidales, Ostreobiaceae. The record is from the annotation of a GenBank genome assembly.